Molecule: messenger RNA, 696 nt
Organism: Porites evermanni
Lineage: Eukaryota; Metazoa; Cnidaria; Anthozoa; Scleractinia; Poritidae
Source: the annotation of a GenBank genome assembly
AUGAAAUGGACUGUGGAACAUGACUUAACGCUUUGUGGAGAAGUCCUAUUACAGGAGCCCUUCAAGCAUCCAAAAAAUAGUAAAGAGAGGGGAGAGGUUUGGUCAAAUAUAGCGGUCAAUCUCAACAGUCUGGAAAAUCCAUCGUUCAAAGUGUCAAAGAGAUCAGUCAGAGACAGACUUACUUUAUUGCAGACCAAGUACAAGGGAAAAAUAAGGGAAGAAGAAAAAGCAUCUGGCAUAGAUUGUGAAGAGACUCCGCUAGAUGCAGCAAUUGAAGAGAUUCUUGAGAAGGAAAAGGCAGCUGACAUGGAAAGAAAUGAGCAAAGUGGUACCCAAACCUUAAAGGAACAAAGAGAGAAGGCGAGUGCUGAAGAGGUUAGGCGCCAAGCCAUGGAACGCCUUGGUAAAACCCAAAAAAGAAAUGCAGAUUCAGAGGAAGGAAAACCCAGUAAAGAAGGAAAGAGAAGAAACUCAGAUGCUGUUGAAUAUCUCAAAGAGAAAUUCGAGUUGGAAAGUCAGCUCAGCAGGGAAGAAAUGGAUUUCAAGAAAACUAAGCAGCAGAUGUUGGUGGACCGACAGAGUCAUGCACAAGCAGCAGUUAGAAAUGAAGAUGCUACAACAACAGAAUCAGUCACUGGUGGCUUUAUUGGAAAAGUCUACUUGCACAAAGUGGUUGACACAAAUGUCAGCAUCUGA